Messenger RNA from Capronia coronata CBS 617.96, 876 nucleotides. RefSeq lists its product as uncharacterized. The record is from RefSeq and is a predicted model, not a curated record. The coding region runs from base 1 to 876 and encodes 291 amino acids. NCBI's taxonomy places the organism in Eukaryota, Fungi, Ascomycota, Eurotiomycetes, Chaetothyriales, Herpotrichiellaceae. The transcript has a single exon.
AUGCAGUGGCUCAUCACCGGAUGCUCCUCGGGCCUAGGACUAUCUCUUGCCCAAGCAGUCCUGGAGCAGCCAGGCCAAAAGGUCAUCGCGACAUCUCGCAGCCCGGCAUCUCCAGAAGCCGUCCAGUCAAUCACCUCUCAUCAAAAUGGAGCGUGGGAGGCGCUGGAUGUCGCCGCUGCAGACAUCGAGGCCAGAUAUGCGGCGAUAGUUGCAAAGCACGGCCCUGUGGACGUGCUCAUCAACAACGCCGGCUUUGCAGCGGGUGGCAUCUUCGAGGCCACCCCGGUCGACCUCGCCCGACGCCAAUACGAGACCAAUUUCUUCGGCGCGUUCCGUCUGAUGCAGUGCGUUCUCCCGGUCCUGCGCGAGUCCGGCAAAGGCGGCGCCAUCGUGAACAUCAGUUCUUCGGUAUUCUGGCAGCCCCAACCCAGCACCACGACGUACGCGUCGAGCAAGUGGGCACUUGAAGGGUUGUCGGAGGCUCUCGUGCCAGAGGUUGCGUCUUUCAACAUUCGUGUCCUGAUCGCCGAGCCUGGGGGUAUGCGCACUCCAUUCUUCGACCCGGCCAAACUGGCGGCGAACACGGUCCCGCUGCCGGACACGUACAAAGGUUCGCCGGCGGAUAUGUUUCUGCAGGCAAUCACGUCCGGCGGGUAUGUGCCGAAUCUCGACACGGACAAGGCGGCGCGGGCCAUUGUCAAGGAAGUGCUCACGCCGACUGUCGUUCAGGGUGAAGCUGGCAAGCCGAGCGUACCGAUUCUUAGGCUCCCUCUGGGGGGUGAGUCCUUUGCUGCCAUGCAGGAAACGCUUGCAAGGGUCACCCUCGAGGGCGAGAAAAUCAAGCCUACUGCGCUGAGUUGCGACUACGACGCAUGA